Messenger RNA from Microthlaspi erraticum, 783 nucleotides. The record is from the annotation of a GenBank genome assembly. NCBI's taxonomy places the organism in Eukaryota, Viridiplantae, Streptophyta, Magnoliopsida, Brassicales, Brassicaceae.
AUGUCAGUCGACCCUUACUCAAGAGAUAUCCACCACAACCCUCUAUCGUUGCACCACCACCAAAACGACGCCGCGGCACAAAGAGAGUCUCUCUUCGAGAAAUCACUCACACCAAGCGACGUCGGAAAGCUAAACCGCUUAGUCAUACCAAAACAACACGCCGAGAAAUACUUCCCUCUCAAUAAUGGCGUUGGAGAUGACGUGGCAGGGGAGACGACUGAGAAAGGGAUGCUUCUUAGCUUCGAGGACGAGUCAGGCAAGUGUUGGAAAUUCAGAUACUCUUAUUGGAACAGUAGUCAAAGCUACGUGUUGACCAAAGGAUGGAGCAGGUAUGUUAAAGACAAGCACCUCGACGCAGGCGACGUCGUUUUCUUUCAGCGUCACCGUUUCGAUCUCCAUAGGCUCUUCAUUGGCUGGCGGAGACGUGGCGAGGCUUCUUCCUCCCCAGCCGUCUCCGUCGUGUCUCAAGAAGCUCGUGUUAAUCCGACGGCGUAUUGGACACCUUAUCGUCAAGUACACGCGUCAAAUACUACUUACCCUAACGUUCACCAAGAGUAUUCACACUAUGGCGCCGUCGCUGAGACGCCGACGGUGGUUGCAGGGAGCUCGAGGACGGUGAGGCUAUUCGGCGUUAAUCUAGAAUGUCAUGGUGACGUCGUCGAGCCACCACCAUGUCCUGACGUCUACAACGGCCAACACAUUUACUAUUACUCAACUCCUCAUCCCAUGAAUAUCUCAUUUGCUGGGGAGGCGAUGGAGCAGGUAGGAGAUGGACGAGGUUGA